UUUUGUAAAUAACAUUACUCUAAAUUCAAAAUAAUAGCAUUUCUUUACUAAUUUUUCUUUUCAUCAGUCACUAACUCGUAUUGCUUGACCUAUUUUCACUAGUUGAAACCAGCAAAAGCCGAGAGUAAGCGAGGUAGUUGCAAGAUGUCAGAUAAUAUAGUCAAUGAUGAUAAUUGUUCUAGCAGCGUUGCCGUUAUGACUAACAAGGCAAAUUACCUACGGCACACCGCAGUGGAAACGUACGAAUAGAAAACACUGACGUCCUCAGCGAGGAUGAGGGGAUACAUUGUGUUUGUUUGCUUCAAGACGCUAAUAGCACUGCUAUAAAAAUGAAUGUGUAGCUGUUGUGAGCUAGUGAUCUUCGUAAGCAUAACUUACAUAGACGUCUCUACUUUACACUUUCACCCGGACGUGUCUGGUGAAUGGCCAGUGUCAAAUAUUCACGUUAGUUUGUUCUGUACGAACUUAAAACGUACGCUUCCAGAAUUGACGGGCCGAGUUUAAGACCAACGAUAGUAAGCGCAAACUUCCAACUGUGUGUGGAGAUGGCUGGAAAUAAUUUGCUACCAUAAUGCAGAUGGUACCGGAUAGGGUUCAAGAGCAACUUAGAUCAUUCGUUUUUACGCGUUGUGAAAAAAACUGAGGGUAACUUCGAACCCCGUACGUCAAAAUUUGUGUCUUGUGAUGAUCGAAAUGGCUUCGAUCAUAGUUCGAAGGAGUUUUUAUGCUAGCGCAAGUCAGGCGCGGUCGGUCGGUGUACUCGGUAUACCAAUGUGGCGGGGUCAGAAAAAACUAGGAACCGAUCUUGCUCCAGCUAAAAUUCGGGAAGAUGGUCGACUCAUCUCAGGUGUCGAAACGGUUGUUGGGAAGCCGGUGCGUGAUUUUGGUGAUCUUGAUUUAAGCUCGUACAGCCAAUGCGACAAAAAUGUUACGCACUAUAUGGCCAAAACUGCGCAAUCUAUCAGAAAAUCGGUGAUACAUUGCCUCAGGGAAUGUGAACAAUUAAUCACGCUCGGAGGUGAUCACAGCAUAGCAAUCGGUACCGUCACAGGGCACGCUGAUUACGUGAAAGAGCAAGGAAGGGAUUUGGCUGUCAUUUGGAUGGACGCUCACGCCGACAUAAACACACCAAUGACAACUCCAAGCGGGUCAUGGCACGGUAUGCCGGUGUCCUUCUUGAUGCACGAAAUGAUGGCUCAUUUACCCCGCAUAGAAGAUUUCAAGGACUGGCCAUCGUCGAUUUCUGCCCACGCACUAGUCUAUGUUGGGUUACGCGACGUUGACCCCCAAGAAAGGUGGUUUUUGGAGAAGCUACAGGUCCCGAACUUCUCAAUGCGCGAACUGGAUGCCCUUGGCAUUCACAAGGUAACAGAAAUAGCUUUAGAUAAGGUGGACCCUCUAGGCCGCAAAUCACUGCACGUCAGUUUCGACAUUGACUGUCUCGAUCCCUUGGUGGCCCCAAGUACUGGAACUCCGGUGCCAGGCGGUAUGUCUUUAAGGGAAGUUGCUGUUCUCGCCGAGGCAAUAGCGUCCACACACAGCUUGACUGUCUUCGAUUUAGUAGAGGUAAACUCUCUCAUUGGAAGUUACGAGGACGCUUCGAAGACAAUUCAGUCCGCGGCGUUAAUUACACGCUGGAUGUUUGGAGAUGGGCGACAAGGAAAUACAUCGUCAAGUGGCACUCUCGAAUCCUGAAUUAUGCAUCUCGUCAUUUGUACAGAUAAACGUUCUAUCGAUGUUUAACCACUAACUACUAGUUAUUUAACCUUGCGGAUAAAACUGCUACAAGGAACAGGAUUCACUGUUAGCUGUAUAUCGCGUGUAGAUCGUCUAAUUACGCUGUGCGGCAAAAUUUUGUCAAUCUUAAACGUUAAAAUGGCGGCGGCGGCAAUAGGUCCAUAAAACGUGUGAAAACGAAGGUCAUAAUAACAAUCAUAGCUUAGAAAAAAAGCAAAAGAAAGAUAGCAAAAGAAAAAAAGAUAUAUAUUUUACAGUUUCAUAUUCCUGAACCUAUUCGUAAAGGAACAAAGGAAUCUAAUGAGAUAAGGGCCAUACCUUUUAUCUAGCUUAGCGGCUCUAGGGCGUUACAAGUGAUCUAGCAGAUUUUCAAAUUAAAUGAGUUUUAAAUUAGCAAAGCUAGAAUGAUCUCUUACUAUGCGUUAGAGAUACUUUAUUGUUUAUAUACUUGUUCUAGCGCUUUGGGCAGCUUUUGGACAGCCAUAUAUUAUUUGUGUUCAUAUAUGUAAUUUCUCUAUCUUUGGUGCUUGCAAGUAAAUCGAUAGCGAAAUACUUUUGCCCA
Varroa destructor (honeybee mite) is the source of this 2299-nucleotide messenger RNA. It is a transcript of the gene arg, whose product is annotated as arginase. Gene Ontology annotation, cellular component: cytosol; nucleus; cytoplasm. Lineage: Eukaryota; Metazoa; Arthropoda; Arachnida; Mesostigmata; Varroidae. The record is from RefSeq and is a predicted model, not a curated record. Gene Ontology annotation, molecular function: arginase activity; manganese ion binding.